This is a messenger RNA of Hansenula ciferrii, 1275 nucleotides long. RefSeq names its product NAD-dependent histone deacetylase HST3 (gene HST3). NCBI's taxonomy places the organism in Eukaryota, Fungi, Ascomycota, Saccharomycetes, Phaffomycetales, Wickerhamomycetaceae. The transcript has a single exon. The record is from RefSeq and is a predicted model, not a curated record. The coding region runs from base 1 to 1275 and encodes 424 amino acids. Gene Ontology annotation, molecular function: NAD+ binding.
AUGACAUCAAUAAGGAAUAAUGAAUCAUCAACAAAGAUUUUAAAUCUACAUCAUGAUAAUUUAGAUGAUAUUUAUACCCAGAUUAUAAAUUGUAAAAAAAUUAUAAUGCUAACAGGUGCUGGAAUUUCUUGUAAUGCAGGUAUACCAGAUUUUAGAUCAAUAAAUGGGUUAUAUAAUUUGAUACCCAAUAGUUCAAGUUCAAUAAAAGGUAAAGAUUUAUUUGAUAUUUCAUUAUUUAAUUCAAUAAAUACAAUAACAGAUUUUGCAAAAUUCAUGUCAAAUUUAUAUUUAGAGACUCAAAAAGCUAAGCCAACUAAAACUCAUAAAUUUAUUGAAAAAAUAAAUAAUCAAAAAAAAUUAAUUAGAUGUUAUACACAAAAUAUUGAUGGUUUAGAAUCUCAAUUAGGUUUAUCCUUGGAUUUCAAUGAACAUAAUGAUUCUACUCAUCUGAAAACUUGGAAAAAAUUAAAUGUUAUUCAAUUACAUGGUGAUUUAAAUUCACUUAUUUGUACUGCAUGUUUUGAAAAAUUAAAUUGGUCAAUGGAAUAUAUUCAACAAAUGCAAAUGGGUGAAUUACCUGAAUGUCCACAAUGUAUUCAUAAAACUAAUCUAAGAAUUUCACAGGGGAAAAGAAAUACUGGGAUCCAGGGAAGAUUAAGACCAAAUAUUGUUUUAUAUGGAGAAAAUCAUCCAUUUUCAGAUAUUAUAACAACAGGGUUAAAUUCUGAUUUGAAAACAAAACCUGAUUUAUUUAUAAUAAUGGGGACAUCAUUAAAAGUUCAUGGUGUUAAAAAUUUAGUUAAAUCAAUGUCAUCAAUAAUUCAUCAACGUGGUGGUAAAAUUUUAUUAAUUAAUAAAGAUUUUAUAUCUGGUUGGAAUAAUAUAAUUGAUUAUCAAAUCCUAAAUGAUUGUGAUGAAUUUAUUGAAAAUUUUGAAAAUUUUGAAAAAAUAUAUAAAACAAGUCAAUUUAAAACUCCUCCAUCAACUCCAAAGAGGAAAACCCGUAUUAUUGAUUUAUUAAAUACUCCAUCUCCACAAAAAAAGAGAAAAUUAACAAUUUAUAAUGAUAAUGAUGAUGAUACUAAAUUGAAACAAAGAAAUAUAUUAAUAUCACCCGAAGAAUCUCCAAAUAAAAAAUCUCCAAGAAUUCCAUUGAAAAACUUUGAUUAUAAUAUUGAUAAUAAAAAUAAGAUUAAAAAUUUACCUCCAUUACAUGAUUUUAGUGAUUUAAGAAGAUCUCCAAGGAUUAAAAGAAUUCAAAAUUUACUGAAUUAA